CGUUUAUUUGAACGAAUAAGAUUUUUUUUUAAAUAAAGAACUGUGUUUGCCUGCCAGUGUUUCUUGGCAAAUAUUUAUAAUUCUAAGUAGUGGUUUAGGAAAAACAAUAGAAAAAACAUUACUAGAUUAGAACAAUAAUUACAGGAUAAACUCAGAAGUAAAGUGAAUACAGAUUAACUACGUAAUAAGUAGAAAACGUAGUAUUAUAGACUUUGGCGUUAUUUAAAUACUUCUUUAUUAAACACAGUGAAUUAAAGUGUUAAUUACUUUGUCUGUGAAACAAUGCGUUAGCACAAGUUUGCAUGUAUAUGAAUUAAUAAGUAAUUUUGAGUAACGCGAUGUGUAUUAUAGGAUUUUUGGUAGAUGCGACAUAAAAGUGAGGAUGACAAUGUUUUUCUAAUAAUAAAAUGGAAUAUUCUUGGCAUAUGGAGGACACCGGGGCUCAAGAAACUAAUAUAAGGACUGCAAACAGAUUACCAACGAGAAGUCAAGGUCCGGGACUGAUUGACGAGUUGGAAGCAUAUAUGGCCCCCGUCGGCGAGAGCUGCUACCCGCCGCAGCCUAUAGACGCACGCCGACUUGGGGGCCACCAACUGCCAGAAAGUCCACCGGACUCCGGAUCGGAAAACCCAUACAGUCCUGAACAAGUACCUCAUGCUAUCGCCGUUUCCCAAACCGUUCUAGGUUCAGACUACAUGCUUGUACAUGAUCACAUAAACCAUGAAAUUCUACAACAGGACGGAGAUUAUAUUUAUGAGGAAUUGAAAUCUGAUAACUUAGAUCAUGAAGUACUAAGGAAUAACCUUAGCGAUGUAGUAGUUUUGCCACCAGAUCCAAAUAUUGUGGAGAUGGGUAUCAGAACUGUGAGACACGACCUCAAUUUGGAUCCAUACCACAAUAGAUACAAUCAAAUGAGAGUAGACAUGCCUGAAUUAGAGCAGGGGAUGUUGAAUCCACAGUUGGUUGCAUUAGGACAUGAAACCUUGACUCCAGUCUACACAAGCCUACAAGAACCUAAUGUUAAAAAGAGAAAGCACUCGCAAGAUACAAAUUCUCAAGUUAAAUGUGAACCUGCGGCUUUGUCUCCUGAGAGUGUGAGUCAAGUACCUCGUCCAGCGCCACCUUCGGUAGACGGCUCUGAGGCAGGUGAUGAUGCUCCACUGCAGUGCAUCAGAUUUGCCACCUUCCAGCAGGGCUCUUGGUACUCGUUGUAUGAUUGCAAUUUAAAACCACUAUCAUCACCCUCUUAUGUUGUGGGAGCGGACAAAGGAUUUAACUACUCUCAAAUAGACGAGGCGUUUGUCUGCCAGAAGAAAAAUCAUUUUCAAGUAACAUGCCAGAUACAAACACAGGGCGAUCCACAUUACGUAAAGACGUCAGACGGAUAUAAGAAGAUUAACAACUUCUGUCUACACUUCUACGGUGUUAAGGCGGAGGAUCCAAGUCAAGAAGUGAGAGUAGAGCAAAGCCAAUCAGAUCGGACGAAGAAACCAUUUCAUCCUGUCCCAGUGGAACUCCGUCGGGAAGGUACUAAGAUCACCGUAGGACGUCUCCACUUCGCCGAAACAACUAACAACAAUAUGAGAAAGAAAGGCCGACCUAAUCCCGACCAAAGACAUUUUCAGCUAGUUGUGGCUUUGAGGGCACAUACUUCUCAUGCAGACUAUAUGAUAGCAGCUCAUGCUAGUGACAGAAUUAUAGUUAGGGCAUCGAAUCCCGGACAAUUCGAGUCGGACUGCACGGAGAACUGGUGGCAACGCGGAGUCUCCGACAAUAGCGUCCACUUCAACGGACGUGUUGGAAUAAAUACUGAUAGGCCGGACGAAUCAUGCGUCGUUAAUGGAAACCUAAAAGUUAUGGGUCGAAUACUGCACCCAUCCGAUGCAAGAGCUAAACAUAAUAUAGAAGAAUUGGACACAGCUCAGCAACUACGCAAUGUGCAGAGUAUUAGAGUCGUUAAGUUUAACUACGACCCUUCUUUUGCUGAGCAUUCCGGUUUAUUAGGCUAUGACCCCACUGCGCCGACCCCCCAACAGGACACAGGGGUCAUAGCCCAGGAAGUAAGGAACGUGCUCCCCGAAGCUGUCAAGGAAGCAGGAGACAUGAUUCUGUCUAAUGGGGAUACCAUAUCCAAAUUCUUAGUUGUUAAUAAGGAUCGUAUUUUCAUGGAAAAUUUAGGAGCCGUCAAAGAACUGUGCAAGGUGACUGGCAAUUUGGAGUCAAGAAUUGAUCAACUCGAAAAGAUCAACAAGAAAUUGUGUCGAAUAAGUAUACUGCAGCGAAGAGACAGCUCCAGGUCGAGUGUCAGCAAUGAUUCACGUUACUCUGCGAUAUCAAAUACAUCAAGAACAAACUACAGCGAUAGUAAAAUAUCCAUUGACCCAAUUAGAGGUAUUGCCCGGAAUAUCCGAAAACAUGAAUGUUGCCAUAAACUAAGCCAUAAUUCCCCCCGUUUCACAAAAAAACAGUGCAAGAACUGUCAAGGGAAUUCCAAGUAUGGCAAGUUUUACAAUUACAACAAAACGUGUGUCCGCUAUCAUUCCAGUAAAGAGGAUAAGACGGAAAAAUUAGAUGCAAAAUAUGUCGAGACAGACUCGAGUAGGGUCGAAAAGUUGCCAGAUGAAAAUUACAGUUCAGUCUCGAAGAAAGAUUCUUGUCUCUGGUUGAGGGAUGAGGACGAUUUUUCAUAUAGCAACUCUCGAUUACCCUUUUGUUGUCAAAGGAAAAAUACUUAUGACGCCAGCAGCGAGUUGAUCUCAAACAAGUUUUUGCAAAUUGUUAUAACUAUAUUGAUAUUUAUUAUGGCUGUAUGUCUAGUUGUCAUGUCAGCAUUAUACUUCAGAGAGCACCAAGAAUUGCUCUCUAUGAAAGAAACGAGGAUGCACGACAAAUACACGAACUACCCGCAUUAUAGUAAAAUUAAUAUGAACAACGCGCAUAGAGCGCCGCCGGACCAAAACCAAAUACAGAAUUUAAAACCUUCCCAACAUGCCACUGUAAAGAAAACGGUCAAAGAGAAAGGUCCUCACAAAACUACGCAGGAGUACAGUACCAGUCCACCCACUGAUCUGCCUCAUACCAUCGCUACAACAUUACUAGCCUCAAGAAACUAUGUCAAAAACUUCAUUAGCAACAAUAUAGAACAGACCUCCCAAGCACCACUGGAACAGCUGAUCGCGUUAUCCAGAACCUCGGACGUGAUAGGCGCCGGUUGCGCGUUCCCAGUCAACCUGAACGAAUUGGACCCUGAGUGUCAGUCAUCGUGCGGCCUUGACUCACCUCAAACAUACGAGAACCAAGAACCGUUAGAAAAGACAAAACCAGAUAAAGAAUUGAAUGAAACUUUCGCCAGACCUCUAGAGCCCUUACCCAAGGAUAAACUACCUAAUAUCCCGGUCCUUGGAGAUGGGGAGAAAAACCAUUCGUCGUUUAAAAAUGACAAUGACUCUUUCAAGAGUCAAUUGCAUGACGAAAUUAUAGCCGAGUCCAAUCUUUUAGACUCUAAUAAACAGAACGGAACAGAAAGUGCUAGAAUGAAACGGGAUAUAAUUCAGGCCCUUGGUGUAGUGAAGAGGACCGCUAGGCAAACGAAUCAAGAGGUACUGAAGACUAGCUCAGAGGAAAAUUUUAGCGAUGAUGAAUGCGAGAAAGUCAACGUGGGCAUACUGUCCAGCCAAGCGAUAACAAACACCUCUAUCUUCGUGGAGACCGUUUGCCCCAGGGUAUCAUAUACCUUCAACUACACCGUAAGGGUGUCUCACUGCAUGAAUUAUAAGAACAUCGAUAUUACAUUUAGGUCAUCCAAUCGGCGAGAGUUCCGUCGAUGCGACCUUCAUAACUGCAAACACGAGGGCUGUCACAAACUGAUCCCGAAUGGGGACAUGUGGACAUCUAAGAUGCCUCUUCGCACGGACUGCAAUAUCGAGAGCCUCAUGAGAAUAAGGGGCGUCGCUAUACCCGUUGAGGAUAUCUGCAACUUAACCGCUGAAGAUAAGGUAUCCUUUCUGGAAUACAACAUUCGUAUAUACAGAGAUUGUCAUAAUUAAUCAUAUAUAUGACAUAGGUUAAUGAAAAUACACGGACAAAACAAAUAACAUUAAUGUCUAAAUUUAUGUUAUCAGUCAUCGGGCAUUGUAUUAAAUUAUUUGAAAUAAUUGCAAAACUAACAUAGGUACAAUAUUAAAUGUUAAGAUGUUGUAUUGUAACUUGUCACAUAGUAGAAAAAAAAAUGUUUUUAUAAUGACGUCAGUUUAAAUCUGGACCUAUAACAUUCCUAUAACCGCGGAUCCUUCAAAUGUAGCGUGAAAAAGCACUUAGUUAGCCGCCAUAGUGCUGCCAACCGUUGAGAGUGGAACAUUCUCUCUGGUUGACCGCAGUCUAUACUAUGUUGUCUCUGUGUUAGCUCAGGAUAGUGUGGUCACAUAAUAAAAAAAAAAGUAAACUGGUGUUGAUUUUUUUUCAUAUUCUGAAAUAUUGUGUUGAUAAAUUAAAACACAAUAUUCGAGUGUACAGUAUCUUUGUCGACAACAUAUUUUGAACGAAUACGAAAAACAUAAAUCUCAUUUUAAAAUCAUAUUUUAUUUUAAAAGUAAAUAGUUUAAAUAUACACUAAUAUAGUUUGGCCGUGAGAGAAUUGUUAAUGAAUUAAUAUUCUCAAAUUAUUCGCAACAUAUUGACCGCAAUUAAAAUAAAUGACACACAUUUUUGUAUAACAAUGUAAUAUACAUUAAUUAUAUAAUUAAUUGAUUACAACAGUGCAUAUAAAAUAUAUACAAAUCAUGUUUAAAAUAUAUACAAAUUAUAAGUUUAAAGUAUAUUAAUUAAGUAUAUAAAAAAAGUUCUUUACUGGUAGCCUUCGUAGCAUCAUAUAAUUACGUUGUUGCAUAAACAUUUAUUAGUUCGACAAGUGAAAAUAUUUAAAAUGUCCAGAGACAUCAGUACUAAGACAAAGUACUAGAACGUUCAAUCACCAUUGUGGUGCACUUCAAUAGAAACACAAAAAAUAAUCGAAAAGAAAUACAGCUUUAUUUAGUUUUAAAUUUUAGUUUUUAUAGUUAUUUGUUUACGAUAUAAUAUCGCUGGCUGAAAUUUUUGGUAAUACAAACGUAGUCUUUAAAUUUUGUUUCAGUUCCUCUUAUAAUGUAAGCAUUCACUAAGAAAGUUUUUUUUUGGAUUUUUUUUUUAAUUCUGCUGAUUCUUUUCAAUAGGUAUAUACAUUUUUAUUUAAAAAUAUGUAUAAUUUAUAUUUACGUCCAAUGAAUCUCUAAGUGUGUAGAUAUAUCGUCGUUGUGCAGCGAAAAUUCAACAACUACAAAAAACAGAUUCUGAGAAUAAUCGCGUUUAAAUAUCUUUUUUACGUAAAAAUCUAUAUAGCUUCUAAAUGCUAAAUGCUAUCAAAAAUAUUUGUAGGAAGAAAACAUUGCUUACAGUUUAAUAAAACUACGUAUAAUGAAUGAAAUUCAAACAGCUGUUUAUUUGUUUAAACUAAAAUAAAAAAAUCAAUUUCGCGGUGAAAUGUCCGGUAGAAUUGGUACUUAGGUACUUAAUGACAUUCUGUAAUUUCAAAAUGAUGAAAAAAAAGCUCAUAUUGUUUAAAAUAGGGUAGAUUAUUAUAUUUCAAAUCAAAUGGGGUAAAAAAAUUGGGUUCACCAAAAAUGUUAGUGAUAUUUCGCUGCACAAUGACGAUAUGUCAGUGUAUUAUAAAAAUAAUAAACCAUUUAUACCGUCUUUACUCUUUAUUGCUUCGUGGUUUCAUUCUUUUAUAUACUUGUUUUAAUAUGAAUAGGUAAUAAUGAUAUACUUAACAUUCCAAAAAGUGCAAUUAUAUUAAUGUAUCCGUCCUGAUAUAAAAAUAUAUGUAUAUUUGAAAUUUUAUAAUGAAUUAGCUUCUUGCGUGCUUUUACGUACGCGUGGAUUUCAGAAGUAGAAAAAGCAAUUAAAUACACUACUUCUUUACGACAUAUCAAGAUAAAACAUAUAUUAGAUUUUAAGUUAGACCUUCAGGAAUAUACCUGAGAUAACAGCGUACAAUUUGGUGUUGUAGUUUUUGCGUGAAGCCGGAACAAACAUACCUACAAGAUAAAAAACAUAUUUAAAAAAAUUUUAUUGCGGCUUCUAUUACUCUUAUUAAGACUCUUCAUGUUAUUGUUUUUAAAAUAUCUCAUGUACAGAUAUCGUUUAGUUACAGUUUUAAUAUAUUAAGUAAAUCAAUAUUGAAUUUCAAACGAAUCUCCAAUGAAAAUAAUAACUAAAACAAUAUUAAGAUUGCUGUUAAAAUUCUUGGUAAAAUUAACAAUUUACGAUUUAUAAGGUAUAAGUAAUUUGAAGAUUUAUCAACAAAACUCAGUCUAUAAAUCUAUGCUAUCGACGUAACGCUAAUCACAACCGAAACAUUUAAAACGACACUGACGACGAAAGACUUUAUCAAAGACAAAUUUGUAUGUAUUAAAAAGAAAAAUUGCUUACAUUAAAAACGCAUCAAUUUAUUUAUAGCGCGUUGUAAUUAUGUUCAACGCCAUCUAGCGAUGUACAAUCGAAUUAAUCUCUACAUUUAUCUAUUUCAUCUAAUUCACUAAAAUGGUGUCUAUUUUUUCUGAUUAUUAUGUUAUUAUAAUAAUUUUUAUUUCGUAAUUUUAAAUAGAAAAUUAUUGUUAAUCAGGAAUUGGUGUUUGAUAUAAGUGAUGAAUAUAUUGUAAGGUAUUUUGUAGUCAAUGUUAAGAAAAGUAAAUAAUUUCUAAACAACAUUAUAUUAUAUAAUGAAUCUCUUUUUUUUUUGUAAGACAGUUUAUAAUAGUUUGUAUACAACUUAUAUAUAGGUACAUACAUAAUUUUAUUUUAGACUGCAAAAAUCUUUUACAUUCCAGUAAAUAAGAGAUAAAUAUUUUAGCUUUAUUUUAAGAAUAUUGUAAUUUAAACCCAUUAAGUGUAAUACUCAACGUUACAUUUAUUGAUAGGUAUAUAUAUUUUUUACUUUUAUUAAUUUUUAAGGCCAUAAAUGAGCCAUAUUGUUUAAAAAAUAUAAGUGAACGUUAAUAUAUUUUCAUUAUAUUUAAAAAAAAUAAUGAGUAGGUAUACUGUAAGUAACCCAGAUUUUGAAACAGUACUUAAUUAUAUUAUUUUUUUAUUAUCUGUCAUAUUUUAAUUUAAGUAAUUUUUUUUAAUAAAGCAAUUAUUAAUUUUACUGUAAACGGCAAUACUUGUUAUAACUGCUAUUUAUGAAUUAUGGAAUUAUAAAUAAUUGGAAAAUAGUUGGAAAAAUAUAUUUUUUUUUCUACCAACUUAUUAUCAACUAUAAAAGUUGGUACAAUUUUAAAUUUAUUGUAUAAUGGUAAGUUAAUAAAUAGAAAAUAAUUAUCUAAAUAUUUACAAUUACUUCAUUAAAUAUUCAUAUAAUAUUGAUAAAUGAUUGUGUCUUUAAAAUUAGGUUAUUUUUAUAUAUUUUUAUAUUUAUUUCUCUUUCGAAAUAAAUUUGUGAGUUGGAAAAAAAUAUUUUUCUCCUAGCUGACCUGGCAAACGUUGUAUUGCCAUGUAAAUAGAUAUUUUUUCCUUAACCUAAUCACUUAGCGGUAUGAAAUAUACUUUACGACCUUAGAUUAUAUAAAUAGAGCCUCGAGCCUUAAAAACGAGUCAACUUUUGUCAGCUAAUUAUCAAAUUAGCUGACUUGUUUUUUUUUUCAGUAUUCUAUAUAUUUACGCAUAAAAUGAUGUAUUAUUUAAUAAAUAAAAAGUGUUUACGCGUUAUAAAGAUGCAGAAAUUAUAAGGCAAAAUAAAUAUAGAAGUUAUAAAGGAAUCACUCAUGACUAUUUAUCACACAAAAUUGUAUGAAAAAGUUGACUCGUUUUUCUCAAAGCAUUUCUAUGGAAACACUCUAUCUAUACAAUGUAAGGUAUUGCCGUAUAAAUAUUUGUUUCUGAAUAAGGACACCUUAAUCACACAGCGGUAUGAAAUAUACUUUACGACCUGUUCUCAUACCUAUCAAUUAUACAUAAAAAAAUUUCAUAAACAUCGGUCGAGUCGUUUCGGAAGAGUUCGAUUAUAAACACUGUGACACGAGAUUUUUAUAUAUAAGAAUAUUAUUUUUUAUAAUUUUUACUCAGUAUUUUUUAUUACUAUUUUUUUUUUACAGUGUAUAAAGAGUAGUUAAGAUAAUUAUAGCGUUACAGUAAGCUUAAUAAUAUCACAAUAGUUAAAUUUAACUUUGAAAACGUUAAUUUAGUAUUAGUAAUCACUAAAUAGCAAUUAGUAUAUUUAGUGUUCUUGCCAUAUUUUAGUAUUUCCAUAAAAUAUUUGUCAAGUCUCCUUACCUGAUUUGUUUACUAUUGAAACAGCUCCAUAGACUUUCAUCCAGUGUUUUGGUGCUUUUAAAUUAUGGGUUUUUAAGCAAAAAAAAAAUGUGUAAUUUUUCUGUAGCCAAGUCCUACUUGAAAUACUAAGAACCCACACACUGUUUCUAUUAUUAAUUUUUUUAUUUUCUGCAUAAUUUUGUAUAUUAUAAAUCAGUUUAUUUUACAACCCUAAUUACUUUUAAAAGCGAGACUUUUAUUUCUAGAAAUUGAAACCAUUGAAAGUAGUUCUGUAAAAAAACUUCUAUAUAUAUAUAUAUAUAUAUAUAUAUAUAUAUAUAUAUAUAUAUAUAUAUAUAUAUAUAUAUAUAUAUAUAUAUAUAUAUAUAUAUAUAUAUAUUUUACAUUUUGAUAUUAAAAUUCAGCAUCUUACACAGAAUAAUAUUUUAUUCUUGACAUUUCAAAAUAAGUAUAGAUGAAGUAAUAACAACUUUUUCGUCAGGAAUAUGAUAUUUUGAAAUAAUUUGAAUUUCAAACAACAUUUUACAAUGGCGAAUAAUUAGCAAUAAUAUAGCUAAUGUUAUUUAUAUGAUAUGAUAAUCUGUUUUAGCAUACAUUUAGUAGUAUUAAGUGUCCGCAAUUUAGUAUUUUUAAGAAAUAAAUAAUUAAAAGUAGUAAAUGA
This is a messenger RNA of Galleria mellonella (greater wax moth), 8965 nucleotides long. RefSeq lists its product as uncharacterized. Gene Ontology annotation, biological process: protein autoprocessing; positive regulation of DNA-templated transcription. Bases 408 to 4046 code for a protein of 1212 amino acids. Gene Ontology annotation, cellular component: nucleus; endoplasmic reticulum membrane. Gene Ontology annotation, molecular function: DNA-binding transcription factor activity; sequence-specific DNA binding. The transcript has 20 exons. The record is from RefSeq and is a predicted model, not a curated record. Lineage: Eukaryota; Metazoa; Arthropoda; Insecta; Lepidoptera; Pyralidae.